Messenger RNA from Wasmannia auropunctata (little fire ant), 3665 nucleotides. RefSeq names its product cytoplasmic polyadenylation element-binding protein 1-B (gene orb). Bases 233 to 2314 code for a protein of 693 amino acids. Gene Ontology annotation, biological process: negative regulation of cytoplasmic translation. NCBI's taxonomy places the organism in Eukaryota, Metazoa, Arthropoda, Insecta, Hymenoptera, Formicidae. The record is from RefSeq and is a predicted model, not a curated record. Gene Ontology annotation, cellular component: synapse; neuron projection; nucleus. The transcript is spliced from 12 exons. Gene Ontology annotation, molecular function: mRNA 3'-UTR binding; ribosome binding; translation factor activity, RNA binding.
CGCGUAACUUCUCGUGGAGCGCGCAGCGCGUGAAGUCUAUCACUUGAUCGCGCGUUGUUGUUACUCGUUUUUAGUGGCGGACGGGAUCGAGUCGGCCGACGGCUCCCACUCGCUCGUGUCCCUCGAGACCGUGCGGGAGCGAGCCCCCCGCGUCGAGGUGAAGACUCCUUCCAUCGCUCGUAUCCUCGAGGCUCCUUCCUAGCUCGCUCGAACGGCACGCUUCUCCGCGGCCAUGCCCACGCUGAUGCAACCGUCGGACAUCACGCUGUUGAGCGACGAGGGCGACGAGACGGACGUCGGAUUCGAUCAGGACGCACUGAUGCAUCAUCAGGAUUCGCUGCACCACCAGGAUGCGACGCAGAGCCGGGAGCGUAACAAGCUGCUGCUGCGUAAGCUGAGCCAGACCCGCGAGCGGGAGCGCGGCAAGGAGCGCGACCAGGAGCGCGAGAGGCUGCACCAGUUGCAGUCGAUCAACAAUCUGCUGCUCGACCUGCCCACGCCGCCGUCGCCGUCGCACCUCCCGAAUUUCUCGCAGGACACCUCCUCCUCCCAGUCGGACAAGAACGUCAGUACUGACGGUGACAGCGCAAUCUCGGAUAUGUUCGGGCUGGGCUUGCCUCGAGGAUCCCUGAUGGGAAACCAAUCGACGAUCGGCUCGUCGAGCUAUCGUAAUUAUCAGUAUGGCAGUUACGAUCAAAUGCAGGGAUCUAUUUCACAACAACAUGAGUGUCAUCGGAGUCACGGCUUCUGCUCGAAUACCUCUGGCCUGGAUAUUCCGAGCUCACCGAAUUCGAUGACCACUCCCGGCAGUCCGAGCACACCCGGUAGCUUCACCUCGGAUCCUUACAGUUACUCGUCCACUGCCAGCAACAGCACGAACACGCCGUCCUCGCCAACCAGCCGACCGUCGUUCCAAUAUCCGGGCUCUUCGUCUUCGCCUACCGACUCGUACUUCGGCCGUCCUAUACGAGGCUGCUCUACACCAUACAGUGAAUGUGGCAGCCCAACAUUGGAAUUCUCUCAUCUUCUGGGAUGUAACGGCUCGCGUUCCAACUCACCGGCAGACUCGGAGACAAGCGGCAUUGGUAGCGCGGAUGGCUCCAUAUCCGACAUAAUAAUGAAUUGUUUGUCUCUGAAUUCCUCGUCGAAUUCUUGCUUCCCGCCGUCUCUGGACUCCAUAAUAUCGAAAACGAAUACAUGCCCGAGCAACAGAACGGCGUUCGAGCGUCUAGCUGUAAAAAAAUACUUGUCAUCGUUACAACAGAACUCAACGAGCUCGCAUUAUUACCAGCAUCAUCACGGACUCGGGCAAAAUCGCAGCAAUUUUCUUAAUUCUCUCUUGAAUCACGAGAAAAAUUGCUGCACCGGUCUUGGAAAUGCUGCGCGCAGAUUGGCCCAACCAGUGUCGCUCGAUCGGGUAGCGAGGUCCCACCGAAGUGCCGCUGCACAUUGUUAUCCAACAUGUACAUGGAGCGGUUUUCUGCCUCAAAGCACCGAGGAGCCAGUCGCAUACUCUCCCAAGGUAUUUUUGGGAGGUGUACCGUGGGACGUUACGGAAGCUAUCUUAAUUUCAACAUUUAAGCAAUUCGGGCCGGUUCGCGUGGAGUGGCCUGCAAAGGCUCCGUCCGCACAGCCAAAAGGAUACGCUUAUAUCAUAUUCGAAUCAGAGAAACAGGUUAGGGCAAUGUUGUCCUGCUGCACCCAUGAUAUUACCAAUGGAAAGAGAUGGUAUUACAAAAUUAUAUCCAAGCGUUCAAAGCCGAAAGAUGUACAAGUGAUUCCAUGGAUUCUCGAGAACAGCAAUUACAUCAAAUCGUCGUCACAGAGACUCGAUGCACACAAAACGGUAUUUGUUGGCGCGCUACACGGAAUGUUAACGGCCGCAGGAUUAGCGAAAGUCAUGGACGAUCUUUUCCAUGGAGUUAUUUACGCAGGUAUCGACACGGACAAAUAUAAAUAUCCAAUAGGGUCCGGCCGUGUUACAUUCAGUACGAAACAAUCCUAUUUUAAAGCGAUCACCGCUUCAUUCAUAGAAAUUAAGACUGACAAAUUCACAAAGAAGGUACAAGUGGAUCCGUACAUCGAAGAAUCGAUAUGCUCCGUAUGCGUUGUGCAACAAGGACAUUAUUUCUGCCGCGAUGUGGCAUGCUUCCGAUACUUCUGCCGCAGCUGCUGGCAAUGGCAGCACUCCGUGGACUCGAUGUCGCAUCAUACACCUCUGACGCGAAACUCGAAGACGAAUCAAGUUAUAGGAUUGAAUCCGAAUUUCGGAAUGAACAACUGUCCCCGUAUGUCAAAUACGACGAUGAUCUAAAAGGGAGGCGACGCGCGAAGAAGAUCAUGUACACGUACGCGCGACCGUUAAAAAAAAAAAGCUUUUUGUUCGCGCGCCCGUCGUCUUCCUCCUCCUUUUUGUUCCUUUUUGACUCUACCGGUUAAACCGACGUUGCGCCGCUCGAUCUAGAACAUCGGGUAACAGGGUGCAGACUUAGUUUUUUUUAUCGCGUAGCCGCGGACAGCUUAGGGAUUAGUCCGACGAUACGGGGACACGCCGAUUCACAGGCCGCCGAGCUUUUGAGCUUGCGAACGCGCAACGAUUGGUUCAUUAUCGUUACCGUGCGUGCGAAAGGACAAGAUGUAAUGUUGAAAAUCGUAUUUGUUCCAAAAGAAGUUCCUAUUUGCGAACGCAGUUUUUACUACGUUCGAGAAAAAAAAAACGAUAUAUUUUUAUUUAGUACGUUCACUUAGAGAGACAGGUUCUCUUAUCGAUUUUUUUUUACCGCUAAAUAAUAUUAUCGUGCCAAAGUAGUAGGUGCUAGGGAUUAUGGUGGCCGCGAUUAUUCGUGCAUUAGGAAUACGCACAUGUACACAUACACGUGUAUACACAGUUUUUUUCGUUAUGAGUCGUGAAAGUUGUAAUUGUGACUUUCACAGUGACAAUAAUUUUUUACGCGAGACUGUAAGGGCUCCGUUAUGGCGAUUUUUUGAGCUGGGCUCAAUGAAAAAACACGUUUCUCAGGAAAUCUAUAAUAGCAUCGUCCACCAUCAUGCGUUUAUCGUGUUUAAAAGUAUUAUACGCUUAAUUAUGUAUCCUUACGAUAAUGCUAGAAGAGAUUAUUCAUCUGAGAUGUGGCGAGAUAAUAAUUAUACGAUAAUUAUUUGUCACUAUUACACUGCGCGCGCGUGAUCCGAUAGUAAAUGUGAUAUAACGGGAGGCUUACCGGAUGUACCAUAUAUAACUCGCUAGUCGUUCUUCCAUUAUGCGAUACUUGUCAAUGACGUUAAACAUUGUUAAUUUUACGUUAUAUUACAAUGUAUCUUCUACAUUCGAUUGGCGGUGUAACGUAAACGUACGUGUGUUGCGUUAUUGACCACUGAUCGACUGGAUUUUUUUCUAUUAUUGGCCGAAGCGAGCGGCUAGCUGUCACAGAUAUUUCGCUCACAUGGACUGUUUAACGGUUGACGAAUAUGGAGAAGUACAUGGUCUACGAUUCUGGCGCGGAUUGUAGGGUAAUUGAGUCGUUUUUAUUUUUUUCUCCUUUUUUUUUCUUACUAUGUACAAUUGUGUUGCACAACUUCUUUGAAUAAGGUUUAUCCUUCACUCGCGUUUCUCCCGUUUUGAUACAAUUUUGUUGAAUUAAAAAACAACCAGAUUUUUGCAGAUA